UCACACUGAAGCCGUGUUGUCAGAAUGUUUUCAUAGUUUUUCGUCAAAGAAUGGGUAAAUUGAGAGAGAUCCCGGGUCUGAUGGCUGGCAGCUCUUCCACAGCUGCUUUUCCGGUGCUUUAGAGGACACUCACUUGCCUUUUUAAUUUUUUUUCCACAACUUUGUCUCGACUUCAGCUUCAGCAGAGCCUUUGAAACUGACUUUGAAAAAUGACUUCAAAUAAUAAAGAUGUGGACACCAUGCUGGACCUUCUGUUCAUCCAAGAAAAUGGGGAAGUUUACAGAAAUCCCACUGAAGUGCAAAUGAGUCAAAUCGUGCUCCCUUGCCAUGCCAACCACUGUGGGGAGCUGAGUGCUGGGCAGCUGCUGAAGUGGAUGGACUCUACUGCCUGUUUAUCUGCUGAACGACAUUCAGGUGUUUCCUGUGUCACUGCAUCAGUGGACGACAUCCACUUCGAACACACAAUAGGGGUCGGAAAAGUUGUGAACAUCAUUGCAAAGGUCAACAGGGCCUUCACAUCCAGCAUGGAGGUGGGCAUACUGGUGACCUGUGAAGACCUUUACACUGGCAGGCAGUGGAAAGUUUGUCACGCCUUUGCCACAUUUGUUGCCAGACGUACCGAAGCCGGGAAGGUACAGCUGAAACAGGUGAUUCCUCGUACACAAAUAGAGCAGAUGGAGUACAGUCUGGCGGCGGAGCGGAGGAGGAUGAGACUCAUCCACGCUGAGAUUAUCACAGACCUACUGAGCAGCAGCACCGCUCAACUGGGAGAAUGUCAGGAGUACGAAGACGCUGUGUCAGCUGAACGGACACGAGUUGAGAGUGUGGAGCUGGUACUGCCGCCCCAUGCUAACCAUCAAGUCAGCACUUUUGGAGGGCAGAUUAUGGCCUGGAUGGAGAAUGUGGCCACUAUUGCAGCAAGCCGCUUGUGUAACGCUCACCCAACGCUGAGGACAAUAGACAUGUUCCAUUUUCGUGGCCCAUCUCACAUUGGCGACCGACUGGUGCUGAAAGCCAUCGUCAACAAUGCUUUCAAGCACAGCAUGGAGGUGGGCGUAUGUGCUGAGGCCUACCAGGGUGGAGAACCUUUGCGCCAUAUAAAUAGUGCUUUUAUGACCUUUGAGGUGCUGGACAGUGACAGGAAGCCCCGCACACUGCCACGAAUUCGACCUGAGCCGGUGGAUGGAAAAAGGCGUUAUCAGGAAGCUAUUGCCAGGAAGAAGAUUCGCCUGGAUCGGAAAUAUAUUAUCUCCUGCAAGCAGACUGAAGUGCCUUUGUCUGUUCCAUGGGAUCCAAGUAACCAGAUGUAUCUGAGCUACAAUAAUGUGUCUGCUCUGAAACUAAUGGACACCAGAACCAACUGGGUACUGGCCUCUGAGAAAAAUAAGGUCAGAUUAUACACUCUGGAGGAAAACCACAUGCUGUUUUUCAAGGUGGAAAUGAACGUCAGUGUCCCGGCUGAGCAGACCUUCCACCUACUGUCAGACCUGAGAAGGCGAAAAGAGUGGGACCGGCAUUAUGAGGAGUGCGAGGUGAUCAACCAAGCCGACGAGGAUGACACUCUUUAUCGCGUAGCUACACCCUCAGUAACUAAAGGGGGCAAAGGGCAGGACUUUAUCUUGCUGGCAUCCAGAAGGAAGCCGUGCGAUGCGAGGGACCCGUACCUGAUCGCUCUGAGGUCUGUCACUUUGCCAACCCACCCACCCACUGAUGACUACUCCAGGGGAGAGGUGCUCUGUGCCGGCUUCUCAAUCUGGGAAGAGUCCAGUACUGUCACCAAGAUCACCUACUACAACCAGGCCACACCGGGAGUGCUCCCCUACAUUUCCACAGACAUUGUUGGCCUCUCUUCUGCCUUCUACAGCUCUUUCUCUGCCUGCAGCCAGUUCCUGGAGGCCAACAAGUACGGCUAGUAUGGAUUCUCCACCUCUUCACUACUUCCAGGGUCUCACUGCUGGACAUAAGAAGUCACAUGAGAGAAAGGAAUAGUGUCAUCAUCUCACUCUUUUUUGAUUUCUGUAAUUGGAGAUGUUGUUAUGCUAAAAGAGUCGUAGGUUAAUGUAAAUGUUCAAAUCUAAGAUUACAAAUUAACUGGUUUGAAGUGUUUUUUUUCAACUUGCUGUCUGCAGAAAGAUUCACGGUGUUGAAGCAAGACUGCACAAUGUUUGUGGCAUGCUCUCAGAUUGUUAGGUUUUUUUGUUUUGUUUUGUUUUUGUUUUUGUUAGAGCCAGUAUAUUAACGGAACACAUUUUAUAUACAGUAUUUUGGUAUGUAGAUUUGACCUUGUAAAUUAAUCAAUGCUUAUCUCUUGACAUGGUACCGCCAGUCACAUUAAAACCGGGAUGAAAUAUGUCUGAAGUUGGUGGUUUAGUUUCUAGUUUUUCUAAAUAACUCUUUUAGUCUAACCUGUUUGAUUAAACUUUGAUGUCAAAUGUUGCUGCUUUAUAAAUGUCAGGGCAUUGUUCUUAUAGAACUGUACAGAAUGUGUUGUAUGUUGACAAUGAAUGGCCAGGGAUUGCAAAUGAGGUGUUUUGAUUUUACUGAAACAAUAAACACAAUAGACUGGUGGA
This is a messenger RNA of Salarias fasciatus (jewelled blenny), 2570 nucleotides long. Its product is annotated as acyl-coenzyme A thioesterase 11-like. Gene Ontology annotation, biological process: acyl-CoA metabolic process. Gene Ontology annotation, molecular function: long-chain fatty acyl-CoA hydrolase activity; lipid binding. NCBI's taxonomy places the organism in Eukaryota, Metazoa, Chordata, Actinopteri, Blenniiformes, Blenniidae. The transcript has 16 exons. Gene Ontology annotation, cellular component: cytosol; cytoplasm. The record is from RefSeq and is a predicted model, not a curated record. Bases 210 to 1913 code for a protein of 567 amino acids.